AGGAAAGUUCCUUUCUGGGUUUGCAGCAUGUAAAUCAGAGAUUGGUGGGUGGGACUGAGGUGUGCUCCGGUGCAUAAAUACAGGCCGGGCUGAGCUGGCACACUAGGAAGCUUGGACGCAUCAAGGCCACCUGGCUCGCACAGACAGGUUUGCCAUGGAGAAGAUUUCAGUGUCAACAUUCCUCCUCCUUGUGGCCCUCUCCUACACCCUGGCCAAAGAUACCACAGUCAAACCGGGGGCUAAGAAGGACAGCAAGGACACAAAGGUCUCUCCCCCCAAACUGCCCCAGACCCUCUCCAGAGGUUGGGGUGAUCAGCUCAUCUGGACCCAGACAUACGAGGAAGCUUUGUACAAAUCCAAGUCAAGCAACAAACCCUUGAUGAUUAUUCAUCACCUGGAUGAAUGCCCACACAGUCAAGCUUUAAAGAAAGUGUUUGCUGAAAAUAAAGAAAUCCAGAAAUUGGCAGAGCAGUUCAUCCUCCUCAAUCUAGUUUAUGAAACAACUGACAAGCACCUUUCUCCUGACGGCCAGUAUGUCCCCAGGAUCAUGUUUAUUGACCCAUCCCUGACAGUUAGAGCCGACAUCACUGGAAGAUACUCAAAUCGCCUCUAUGCUUAUGAACCUUCGGACGCAGCUCUGCUUGUUGACAACAUGAAGAAAGCACUCAAGUUGCUGAAGACUGAAUUGUAGAGAAAAAACAAAAUUUGCAAGCUCAUCCCUCUGUUUCUAGCCAUGACCUGGAACCAGAGGGGAUUUCGGAAGACCCUGCAGAAGGCAGGAGCGCAGUGGGCAUGAUCAUUGGGUUAUGUUUAAUGUUACAACAGCUAUUUUUUAAAAUUUGUUUUCAAGUAUACAUGUAUGAAAACAAUAUUGUGUACUACCAUAGCAAGCCAUACUUUUUAAAAAAAAUAAAUCCUUCGGGAGUGUUAAACUGUU
Myotis daubentonii (Daubenton's bat) is the source of this 937-nucleotide messenger RNA. It is a transcript of the gene AGR2, whose product is annotated as anterior gradient 2, protein disulphide isomerase family member. Gene Ontology annotation, cellular component: endoplasmic reticulum. Lineage: Eukaryota; Metazoa; Chordata; Mammalia; Chiroptera; Vespertilionidae. Gene Ontology annotation, molecular function: dystroglycan binding. The record is from RefSeq and is a predicted model, not a curated record.